This is a messenger RNA of Achroia grisella, 2974 nucleotides long. Its product is annotated as zinc finger protein 888-like. The transcript has 8 exons. NCBI's taxonomy places the organism in Eukaryota, Metazoa, Arthropoda, Insecta, Lepidoptera, Pyralidae. Gene Ontology annotation, cellular component: nucleus. Gene Ontology annotation, molecular function: zinc ion binding. Bases 75 to 1820 code for a protein of 581 amino acids. The record is from RefSeq and is a predicted model, not a curated record.
UUACUGUCUUUAAUUAACAAAAUAAAAUAUUUGAAACCAAAUAUAUUAGUGACUGCAAGUUAUUUGUUUUAUAAAUGUCUAAUUCACUAAGUAACAUUCAAAAUGGUGCGUGCCGAGUUUGUCUUAAUUCAGAAUGUUCUGACAACAUAUCUUUGGAGGAAGGCAGUGCCUGGUUGCGAACGUAUGAAUAUUGCAUUGGAUUACCAAUAAAUGAGGAUGACAUGUCUCGCAGAUUAUGCUCACCAUGUGCAAAAAGUAUAAAGAAAUUUGCAAAGUUUAAAAGAAAAUGCUUAAAAUCACAUAGACUAUGGAAAUCCCUUGUGGCUGAUAGAUCAAAAUGUAAAAGAAGUACAACCAAACUUAAUAUUAAAAUUGAUGAAUUAAAUGAAGUAAAAGAAGAAUUUUCUGAAAUUCCUGUUAAUUUGAAUGAUAAAAAGUUCACUGUUAGUCCUUGUAUGCCUGAAGAUCAAGACCAAAAAAUGUAUAUUGAAGAGGAAUCAAUUCAUGUUAAAGAUGAAAAUGAAAUCAAUUCUAUUUAUAAUGAUGAAGAUUUUGAUGCAUUUAGUAUUAAAAAUGAAGAUGAUGAACAUUUAGACAAAGUUGAUGUUAAGAAUGGCGAUAAUGAUAUUAAAGUAAAAAUAGAAAAAAGAAUAUCUAAGAAUAAUAUUGAAGAAAGAUUAAAAAGUGAUUUUAAUGGUCCUUUACAAUGUGAAGUGUGUAAAAAAAUAUACAAACACAAACAAAGCUUCUUAAAACAUAUUCAGAAACGUGCUUGUAAGUCAAAGAAGAAAUCAGCAGAUAAUGAUCUACCAAUUUGUCCAAAUUUUUAUUGUGGUAUAUGUGACAUGCAAUUUUCUGAAUCGGAACUUAUAAAUAAACAUAUAGAAGAGCAUAGAACAUAUAAUGAUUUGAGUUGCAAGAUUUGUGAUUUUAAAGGUAGAGACUUUGCUGAUAUGGUAACACACAGAUUCAGCCAUCAUCCGAGGGAAUAUAAAAUCAUUUACAGCUGCCACGUGUGUAACAGGAGAUCGCCGGCCCCCCUGCCUUUGCAGUUUCAUUACAGGUCGGCGCAUUUGAAGAAAAACGGCGGCAUGUGUACCGUCUGCAAUAAAAUAUUUCGUGUUUACAAAUUGUGGCGCAACCAUGAGCGAUUGCAUAAAGAAGAAACGAACAAGUACAUUUGCGACCAUUGUGGAAAAGAAUGCCUGUUUCGGCACGAAAUAAAGAUACAUCUAGCAAGCCACUUCAAUAUUAGAACGUUUAUAUGCGACACUUGUGGCAAGAGGUUCAAGCAGUUGAGAGGACUUAAACAUCACAUGGCCAGCGCUCACGUGACGAACCCAAUAAAAUGUACGCAUUGCAACAAAACAUUCAAACAUAAGUUUAGCCUUGAAAGUCAUAUGAAGUUGCUCGGUGGAGAAAAACCUUUCAAAUGCGAAGUUUGUUCUAAAUGUUUCUCGUCUACGUGGUAUUUGAAGAGCCAUAUGUUUUGGCACACCGGGGAGCGGCCGUUCCCCUGCCAACUCUGUGAGAAGCGGUUCAAAGCGAAGUGUCAACUCACAGUGCAUCUGAGACGGCAUAUGGGGAACUUGCCCUACAAAUGUUCUCAUUGCUCGAAGUGCUUCACAACAACCACACAGCGGAGAGUCCAUGAAAGUGUACACACAGGUAUUCGCAGACACAAAUGUCCGUAUUGCGAGAAAAGUUAUCAUUGCAAGAAGGUUAUGAGGGUGCAUUGCAAAACGCAACACAAUAUCGAAGUCGACUCUGGAGACGAGAAAAGGGAAAAUAGCGAAGUUGUCGACAAUAAAGUAAAAUAGUUAUACACUGGUCUUACAUAUAACUGGGUACUAUAUAUUUCGUGUAAAUGUACAACAACUUUUACGUAAUAACGCUACGUAAAUCUAUUUUUAGAUCACUUCAAAAAAGGAUAAGUACUGAUUUUUUUACUGUGUGUAAUCAUUUUCAUUAUUUUUUGGUCAAAAUAGGCUUUACUUGUAUUAUAAUAACAUAUCUAGUCGAAUUGAAAGCCUCCAUUUUUUUAUAUCUAAUGAACAAUUGUAUUGGCGAAGGUUUAUAGCAAUAGUGUCUAAGAAUAUUUGGCUUAGAUACUUAUUUUAUAGUGCAAUGAAUUCAAUUGUGUUCUUAAAAUUGUGCAAGAUAUAGGGUUAGUGUAUAAUAUAUAAAUACCACAGUAUGUUAACAUUAUAGUUUUUACGUCUAGUUAUAAUGCUUUAUAUCGAAAGAAGGAAAGGAUUGCACGAGUAGACCAGGAUUGUUAACUGUACCAGGAUUCUAGUGGGUGCGAGGAGAUCUUACGAGAUUUUGACCUAAGGAAAAUUAUUAUUAAAAUUCCUAAUUGCAGCUAUAUUUUUUUUUAUAAGUAUUGGCAAAAUUGUUUUGAAGUUGGCAACCCUGGAGUGGAGAUGCACCUCUCAAGGACUUGUACCUAGAGCCGUAAAUAUUAAUAAAAAAAAUAUGUACCUCUCGUCGAUUCUACAAAAUACUUAAGCGUUUUCAAAGUACUUCAUCAAUAAUACCAUCAAUACACUUUGACAUUAAUAUUCCUUUAUAUUAAUGUAUCACAUAGUUCCCACCAUUAAUUUAGUUUGUGAAAGUACCUAUUUAAAUUUUUGACUGUUAAGGAUGCCAAAGCCGUAAAACUACUUAAUAAAAAAAGACCUAUCUAUUAUAUCCGAAAGAUGCUGGACCUAAUGAUGACCUCGUGAUGACUUAUUAAAGAGCGUUUAUGCCAUUAUGGAAGUUUAUAUUAUGAAAUUGCUGACAAUUUUAAUUUGAAGCGGAUUAAAAACUACAGUUUUCAAUUAGGGAAGGCAAUUUAACAAUUACAAUUGUGCACAAAAUAACUUUACAUGUAACUGUACCUUUCAAGUGGUAUCUAUACAAUUUAAAUGACAUUACAUACAUAAUAAAAUAGCAGACGUUAAUUAGAUAUACUUAUUUCAUAUACAUU